Messenger RNA from Dovyalis caffra, 606 nucleotides. The record is from the annotation of a GenBank genome assembly. Lineage: Eukaryota; Viridiplantae; Streptophyta; Magnoliopsida; Malpighiales; Salicaceae.
AUGCACCCAGGCUGUGUAUGGACAACUUCACCCAUUACUUUUAACUAUUUUAACUCAGGGAAAAGUGACCCCCCUGGGCCCUGGUAUGAAGGUGCACCAUCAUCAGAUGAGGAGUUAAGCGGAGGGGACUUGGAUAUACAUGAAGCUCAACCAAGUGGUGAAGACCGACAGGUUAAAGAUAAACUUCUCCGUAGGUUUGGAAGUCAUAUUGGUACGCUGAAGAUGGAGUUCUCAAAGAAGAAAAAGAAGGGAAAGCUACCAAAGGAAGCUAGGCAAACCCUACUUGGAUGGUGGAAUGUUCACUAUAAAUGGCCAUAUCCAACUGUGCAUGUUUCAUUAGCUGCUGGUUGCUAUGUAUUCUAUGAAUUUGUGCAGGCAGGAUUUAAGUUAUACCCAAAGUUAAACGCUGGUAAGAAUAAUAAUUUUUCUUGCUUAAUCAUCCAGGAAGCUGAUAAGAUAGCAUUGGCUGAAUCAACGGGACUAGAUCAGAAGCAAAUUAACAAUUGGUUUAUAAAUCAACGUAAGCGCCACUGGAAACCUUCCGAGAACCUGCAAUUUGCUGUUACGGAUAAUCUUUCUGGGCAGUUCUAUACGGAAGAUGACUAA